UGCUGCUGAUGAUCAGAGGACUCCCGUGUAAAAGGAGGAGGAGGAGGAAGAAGAGGAAGAAGAGGCGGCGGCGGAGGAGGAGGAGGAGGCGAGGCGUGCACGGGCUGCCGCUGCCCAAAGGUGUCAAGGUGCUGGCGAGGCGAGGGGGGACAUGGCUUCUUCUCCGGCUUCGCUGGGGCCCCGCGGCCCUCGCCCACCCACCGUGCCGCCUCCCAUGCAGGAGCUGCCCGACCUGAGCCACCUGACGGAAGAGGAGAGGAACAUUAUUAUGGCUGUGAUGGACCGGCAGAAGGAAGAGGAAGAGAAGGAAGAGGCCAUGCUCAAAAGAUUGCACCAACAAUUUGAAAGUUACAAAGAGCAAGUCCGAAAAAUAGGUGAGGAAUCCCGCCGUUACCACGGAGAGCACAAGGACGAUGCGCCAACAUGUGGAAUCUGUCACAAAACUAAGUUUGCCGAUGGUUGUGGCCAUUUAUGCUCCUACUGCCGGACAAAGUUUUGUGCCAGAUGUGGAGGACGUGUUUCUCUGCGAUCAAACAAUGAGGACAAAGUGUACAGGAAUAAUGUCUCUGCUGGCCACGGACUGCAGUGGGAAGGGCCAGAGACAGUUAUGUGGGUAUGCAACUUAUGCCGAAAGCAACAAGAGAUCCUAACGAAAUCUGGAGCGUGGUUUUUUGGAAGUGGUCCUCAACAGCCACCCAGUCAGGACGGAGCACUGAGUGAUACAGCUACUGGUGGCAGUGCAGAUGCACCUAGAGAAAAGAAAGCGAGGCUUCAAGAACGGUCAAGAUCUCAAACACCCCUAAGCACAGCAGUCACCUCCUCACAGGAAAUACCUUCUAGUGUGCAAACUGACAGGAGGAAAGGCACAGAGGUAUCCCAACAAGCUAUGGGCCUGGAACAGAAGCAGACUUCAUCAAGGUCUAGAAGUGAACCCCCGAGAGAGAGGAAGAAGACACCUGCAGGGUCUGAACAGAAUGGGAAAGGAGGUGUAAAAGGUGAGCGCAAACGAGUGCCAAAAUCCUCACUCCAGCAGGGUGAAGGACAAAGAGAUGAGAGGGAAUUUAAAGAAAGACGUGAUGGUAGAAGAUUAGAGAAAGGGAGGUCUCAGGACUAUUCAGACUUCCCACACGAUUUUGAGGAAGGCAAAGCUAUAGAUGGAGAGAAGCAAAGGAAAGAAGAUGACUAUCACACUCGAUACAGGAGUGAUCCAAACCUGGCAAGGUAUCCCGUAAAGCCGCAUCCCGACGAGGAGCAGAUGCGCAUGCAUGCAAAAGUUUCAAAAGCACGGCAUGAAAGAAGACACAGUGACGUUGCCUUGCCACACACAGAAGUUGAGGAGCCCGAGGUACCUGAGAAUAAACUAGGAAAGCACUCACAGGUGCAAGGAACUCAGGACAUAAAGUCUCGCCCGGAUACUCAGAGGGCGUAUGCAAUAGAAAGAACAGGUGAUGUAAGGAUUUCUGUUUCUAAACAAUUAGCUAACCAUAGCCCACCAACUCCCAGGCAUAGCGUGGUUCCUACAGAGCACUUAGAAUCCAAAAAUCACGACCCCUUUAAAACACAGAGUCGCCUAGAUCCUAGCUCUGCUAUUCUCAGUCGGAAAGCAAAGCGGGAGAAAAUGGAGACCAUGCUAAGGAAUGAUUCCCUUAGUUCUGACCAGUCAGAAUCAGUGCGGCCGUCUCCACCAAAGCCCCAUAGAUCGAAACGGGGUGGAAAGAAAAGACAAAUGUCAGUCAGCAGCUCUGAGGAAGAAGGAGCAUCAACACCUGAAUAUACCAGUUGUGAUGACGUGGAAAUAGAAAGUGAAAGUGUCAGUGAAAAAGCUAAUCUGUUUGGCAGAAGAGAGUUGGUGUGCCCUGCGUCUCCUGAGUCGUGUUGUGGUGAUUUGGAUUAUUACUGGCUUGAUCCUGCCACGUGGCACAGUAGGGAGACAUCUCCUAUUAGCUCGCAUCCUGUGACGUGGCAACCAUCUAAAGAAGGAGAUCGCCUAAUUGGCCGUGUUAUUCUCAACAAGAGAACAACUAUGCCAAAAGAGUCAGGUGCAUUGCUGGGACUCAAAGUUGUAGGAGGAAAAAUGACUGAUUUAGGACGACUUGGUGCCUUCAUUACCAAAGUAAAGAAAGGUAGCUUGGCUGAUGUGGUGGGACAUCUAAGAGCAGGUGAUGAAGUUCUAGAAUGGAAUGGCAAACCACUUCCCGGAGCUACAAACGAAGAAGUUUACAACAUUAUUUUAGAAUCAAAAUCAGAACCUCAAGUUGAAAUUAUUGUUUCAAGGCCUAUUGGUGACAUUCCAAGGAUUCCCGAGACUUCUCAUCCUCCACUAGAAUCUAGUUCUAGUUCAUUUGAAUCUCAAAAAAUGGAACGGCCGUCAAUUUCUGUUAUUUCCCCUACUAGUCCUGGAGCCCUAAAAGAUGCUCCACAGGUCCUGCCUGGGCAGCUCUCUGUAAAGCUUUGGUAUGAUAAAGUUGGGCAUCAGUUAAUAGUGAAUGUUCUUCAAGCAACAGACCUGCCACCCAGAAUAGAUGGACGCCCGAGAAAUCCUUAUGUAAAAAUGUAUUUCCUUCCGGACAGAAGUGAUAAGAGUAAGAGGAGGACCAAAACGGUAAAGAAAAGCUUAGAACCAAAAUGGAACCAAACUUUUCUCUAUUCCCACGUGCACCGUAGAGAUUUUAGAGAACGGAUGUUGGAGAUCACGGUUUGGGAUCAGCCCAGAGUGCAAGAAGAAGAAAGCGACUUUCUUGGGGAGAUCCUUAUAGAGCUGGAGACAGCACUUUUAGAUGAUGAACCACAUUGGUAUACGCUGCAGACGCAUGAUGAAUCCUCACUACCUCUGCCUCAGCCAUCACCUUUCAUGCCAAGGAGACAUGCCCAUGGUGGAGAAAGCUCUAGCAAAAAAUUACAAAGAUCUCAGCGAAUCAGUGAUAGUGACAUCUCAGAUUAUGAUGUUGAUGAUGGUAUUGGAGUAGUUCCUUCAGUAGGCUAUAGGUCUAGCACUAGAGAAAGUAAAUCUACAACGUUAACUGUGCCAGAACAGCAAAGAACAACCCAUCAUCGUUCACGAUCUGUAUCUCCUCACCGUGGUGACGAUCAGGGCAGGACCCGUUCUCGUUUACCAAAUGUGCCAUUACAGAGGAGUUUAGAUGAAAUUCAUCAAAUGAGAAGAUCACGUUCUCCAACUAGACACCAUGAUGCCUCCCGAAGCCCAGUUGACCGCAGGUCCAGAGAUAUGGAUAGUCAGUAUUUGUCAGAUCAAGAAAGUGAGCUUCUAAUGCUGCCCAGGGCAAAACGAGGAAGAAGUGCAGAGUGCCUACAUACCACCAGCUCAACCCUGCCUGCAUGUGUUAAGGCCAAAUCAGUGCUUAGUCAGGAUAUUUCACUUCUUCGUAAUUGCCUUAACUCACGAAUACCAAGAUUUACUGAUGGUCUGUUGGUUAGUGAACUGCAGCCCUCGCUUGACAGGGCUAGGAGUGCUAGUACCAACUGCUUGAGGCCUGAUACUAGUUUGCAUUCACCAGAACAAGAAAGAGGUAGAUGGUCCCCCUCACUAGAUAGGAGCCGACCCACUAGUCCCCGGAUUCAAAUCCAACAUGCAUCUCCGGAGGAUGACAGAACAACAGCGCUGGAGUCUUGCAUUCCAAAACAAGACACCUUAAACCUCCUAAGUGCUAAUCCGGAAGAAACACAGAGGCAUCCCAGAAAGGUGGAAAGAUAUAGCACCCAAAAACAGACUAGGAAAGGCUCUGCGUCUGAAACAGAAAGGGUUCUACUGCCAUGUUCUAGAAGGGGACUGCCACCCCCAAGAAUCAGUGAUCAGCCAGUCAUUACUAGGGGAAAGCAUCACACUCGCUCAAGGUCGAGUGAGCAUUCUAGUAUCAGACCCUUAUGUUCUGUACAUCACCUAGUUCCUGGAGGGUCUGCACCACCUUCUCCACUUCUGACAAGAAUGCACCAACCAGGAAGUCCCAUGCAGUCGUCUCCAGCAGACACACCCUUCAGCAGCCGUAGGGGGAGACAGCUUCCACAAGUUCCCAUCAGAAGCGGCAGUAUAGAGCAAGAACAAGAGAAUUAUAGCUCAUCAUCAAAAGCAAAUUUAGUAGUGGAGGAACGAACGAGACAGAUGAAAAUGAAAAUGCACCGUUAUAACCAGACAACAGAGUCUGGUUCUAGUCAAGAACUUGAACGUGAGCAAUAUACUAAGUAUAACAUACAAGCAGAUCAGUACAGAAGUUGUGAUAACGUCUCUGCCAAAUCAUCAGAUAGUGAUGUCAGUGAUGUGUCAGCCAUUUCCCGUGCCAGCAGUGCCUCACGUCUCAGCAGCACAAGCUUUAUGUCAGAGCAAUCAGAGCGCCCGAGGGGCAGAAUCAGGUCAAAGUCCUUAGAGAGCUGCAAAAGUGAUGGCAAAAAAGAAAGAAGGAUAUCAUGGGAAUUAGAUGGCGAGACGGGGCACAGAGGAAAAAAAAUGAAUAUGGAAGAAAAGAAAAGGAGAAGGCAUACUGUUGCUGAUGUGAGUACGUUUACUCCUAAAAUGCAAGGCAGACGGAUGGGGACUUCAGGGAGAAUCAUCACAAAGAGCACAAGUGUGAGUGGAGAGGUGUAUAAGCUGGAACAUAACGAUGGGAGUCAAUCAGACACUGCAGUUGGUACGGUUGGAACAGGUGGGAAGAAAAGACGGUCCAGCCUUAGUGCCAAAGUGGUUGCCAUGGUAUCUCGAAGAAGCAGAAGCACAUCCCAGCUUAGCCAAACAGAGACGGGCAGCAAGAAGCUAAAAAGCACGAUACAGAGAAGCACAGAAACUGGUAUGGCAGCAGAAAUGAGAAGCCGUAUGGUCCGGCAGCCAAGUCGGGAAUCGACUGACGGCAGCAUCAACAGUUACAGCUCAGAAGGAAACCUAAUAUUUCCUGGAGUCCGACUCGGUGCUGACAGUCAAUUCAGUGAUUUCCUUGAUGGACUUGGACCUGCGCAGCUAGUAGGUCGACAAACUUUAGCCACUCCUGCCAUGGGUGAUAUUCAGAUUGGAAUGGUGGAUAAGAAAGGCCAGUUGGAAGUAGAAGUUAUUAGAGCCCGAGGCCUGACACAAAAGCCUGGUUCUAAAUCUACCCCAGCUCCAUAUGUCAAAGUUUAUCUGUUGGAAAAUGGGGCUUGUGUAGCCAAGAAGAAGACAAGGAUUGCAAGGAAAACCCUUGAUCCUUUAUACCAACAGACACUGGUUUUUGAGGAAAGUCCACAUGGCAAAGUCCUUCAGGUGAUAGUCUGGGGAGACUACGGCCGAAUGGAUCACAAAUGUUUCAUGGGAGUAGCACAGAUCCUGCUGGAAGAACUUGAUUUGUCCAGUGUGGUAAUAGGCUGGUAUAAAUUAUUUCCACCUUCCUCUUUGGUGGACCCAACGUUGACUCCUCUGACUCGCAGGGCUUCCCAGUCGUCUCUGGAAAGCUCAACUGGGCCUCCCUGCAUUCGAUCUUAGUGGACGCAACAGCAGGUGCUCUCCAACAAAGUCAUUAUCGCCCAGGAUCACCAAUGGGGGGUAACAGAGCUAUUUACAACAAUGAGGAGCAUUUAUUUAUUUUUUUGAAAAGAGACAAUCAUCACUUCAGUUUUGCCUGUAGUAGUUUAUCCAAAAAAAAUAUGUCUGUUUGUUAUGAGGUUGGCUUCAAUUUACUGAACAAAUCAAUGUACGAAAAUACAGUCGAUCCAUCUAGCAAAAUGUCCCUGAGGUUUAUGAUAAUUAUAAUGAAGAGGGACCUUUAAGACUGAACUGGAACCGCUCGUUCUCUCCACGAUUCCCAUCCCCAUCCCCACCCCCACCCCGAAACCACAAACAGUGUUAACUCCUUGCUCUCUUUCUGUAUAUGUUAUUUCCACUUGGUUUUGCUGUGUUAUUUAUCCUGCCAGUUUUGUAAAGUCUUCAUGAUGCUAACAGAGACCCUUCCUUUCUUUUUCUAAACCAAACCAAAAAGGGCUGAAGCACAUCUCUGUAAGCAUCUCUAAAAGUGUUCACCUUCCAGAGUUAUUGUACGAUGCCAACAAAAACCCCACUAUCCUUUCAUUCUGGUUGUCCACCAUCUUAACACGUGUGGAGAACCAGAGUAAAACCAACCAACUUUUAGUUCAGUUUUGCUUUAUUAAUGUUAUUGUUAUUAAGGAGUUUAUCAUAAUUUUUCAUUGUGAGGGGUGGUGGGGAAGUGAAUAUAUUUGCAUUAUACAUAAUGGUUUUUGUAUGUUUCAUUAAUACUUUGCAUGAAGGAAAUUUGCAUCUGCAACUAUUGCUGAAGACUUGAUUAAAAAAAAGCAGCUGUGCUUUUUUCAUUUUGA
Podarcis muralis (Common wall lizard) is the source of this 6309-nucleotide messenger RNA. Lineage: Eukaryota; Metazoa; Chordata; Lepidosauria; Squamata; Lacertidae. The record is from RefSeq and is a predicted model, not a curated record.